CAGAGCAAGACUCAGUCUCAGAGAAAAUAAACAAGGCCAUUGCUCACAGAAAGGGCCAUGUGCUGGCUGUGCUCCACUUCCUGGUGAGAGGUAGGGAAGGUGCUGUUCCACGUUAGGGAGGAAGUUUCGGGCCAUAGCCACCAGGUGUGUGCUGCACGAGCCUGGGGUCAGCUACUCCAGGCCAUGGCCACCCAGGCUGAGAGCUUCUGACAGCUCCCAGUAGGGCAGCCUCAGGCAUGGUCCUUGCAGCUUCCCCUCUGCCUGCAGGUUUUCCAGCUUGCAGCUCAUCUGGUGUACUGGGGCAAGGCCAUCAUCAUCUACCCACUGUGUGAAAACAACGUCUACAUGCUGUCUCCCAACGCCAGUGUGUGUCUGUACUCCCCGCUGGCCGAGCAGUUCUCCCACCAGUUCCCAUCUCAUGACCUGCCGUCCGUCCUUGCCAAGUUCUCCUUGCCGGUCUCCUUGUCAGAAUUUAGGAAUCCCCUGGCCCCCGCUGUGCAGGAGACCCAGCUCAUCCAGAUGGUGGUGUGGAUGCUGCAGCGCCGGCUCCUCAUCCAGCUGCACACCUAUGUCUGCCUGAUGGCUUCACCCAGCGAGGAGGAGCCCCGCCUGCGAGAAGACGAUGUCCCCUUCACUGCCCGGGUUGGCGGUCGCAGCCUCAGCACGCCCAACGCCCUCAGCUUUGGCUCCCCAACCAGCAGCGAUGACAUGACCCUCACCAGCCCCAGCAUGGACAACUCCAGUGCAGAGCUGCUUCCCAGUGGGGACUCGCCACUGAACCAGAGGAUGACAGAGAACCUGCUGGCCAGCCUGUCGGAACAUGAGCGUGCAGCCAUCCUCAGUGUACCAGCAGCCCAGAACCCUGAGGACCUGCGCAUGUUUGCCAGGUGGGUGCAGGUUGACUCGUUGGGACUGGGGCCAAUUGCAGGGUUGGGGCAGGAAAUGGAUAGGGAUGUACCCAACAAGACCACCAAAUCCACUGACAACACAUGGGGCCCUGUUUCAGGUGGAGUCUCUGUACUCAUGUGUGUAGGGGCAGGUGCCCCUGCCCAGGCAUGGGAUGCAGCUUGUCACAAAGACCCCAGGCUGUGGGCCUGGUGUGCCUGUUUUUGGGAGUCUUAUCUCCCCAGUACUUCUUAGAUGUUUCUUGUCGCUUAAGAAGCAGCACCAAGUUCUCACUCUCAUGGGACUUGGCAGGGGUUUGCCCAGGACUCCAAGCCCUGCGGGCAUCCAGGAUCCCCCACGUUACAGGUGAUGCCGCUCAGUGGUCUCUUGUCAGCCCUAUCCUGACUUGGGGGGCAGUCUAGGGGAAUGGUUUUCUGGGAGUGGUCAGGUUGUCAGGGACUAAGCUCCCUGUUAAAAACCAGCCUCCAGGCCCUGGAGAGAACCACUUGCAACUCUUCUAAGCAGCUGGUCCACGUCUCACCUGCAUCCUAGCCUCCUUUGUGCCAACCUCAGUUGCAGAAACCACCCUAAAGCAGUGACCUUCCAAAUAAUGGUGACAUUAAAAAUAUAUCAUU
Sapajus apella (tufted capuchin) is the source of this 1520-nucleotide messenger RNA. Its product is annotated as GATOR complex protein NPRL3-like. Lineage: Eukaryota; Metazoa; Chordata; Mammalia; Primates; Cebidae. Gene Ontology annotation, cellular component: GATOR1 complex. The transcript is spliced from 4 exons. The coding region runs from base 346 to 1140 and encodes 264 amino acids. Gene Ontology annotation, biological process: cellular response to amino acid starvation; negative regulation of TORC1 signaling; positive regulation of autophagy. The record is from RefSeq and is a predicted model, not a curated record.